AUGGCCUAUUUAGCACCGGUACAUCGACCAAGUAGUGUACGUCUUACAUUAAGAUUGAAUCUUCUAGAUCACAGGGAGGAAUGUCUAGUACUUGCCAAAGCAAAUCGAUUGGAAAUAUGGAAGGCCACGGAAGAAGGCCUUACAAUGGCAUACUCGAAAUCUAUAUACGGCCGCAUAUCCAUGCUCCAAAAGAUCCAACCCGCCGGAUCCAAAACCGACCAUCUGUUCGUAGGAACUGUUCGAGCACAAUACUUUACCGUCAUGUGGAAUCCUAAUACGCAUAAGCUGGAUACCAUGCAAUCAUUUGUGGAUAUUUCUCAAGAACAUAUGCGGGAUUCGGAAAGUAGAGAUAGAUGUCUUGUGGAUCCGACGGGGCGAUUACUGGUCAUGGAAUUGUAUGAGGGAGUGUUGAAUUUGGUGAAGAUUGUGAAGCCGAGAGGAGGCAAAACGGAUUAUCUGGAGAAACCGGAACAAGUUAGGAUUUCGGAGAUGAAGGUUAGGGCGAGUGCGUUUCUGUAUACGCAUACCAAACAGCCGAAACUGGCGUUACUUUACCAGGACGCGAGGGAGAAUGUGAAUUUGGCGACAUAUAGGAUGCUGGAUGAUAAAGGACAUCCCAAUCUGCAAUUUGAUCCGAAGAAAAAUAGGGAGAAUGAUCUGGAUGAUUUGUGUGUUGGGGCUAUGCACAUCAUACCAGUUCCGAAGGGAGAAGAUGAGGGGAGCAAGAGGUAUAUUGUUAGGAAUGCGACGACGGCGAAGGCUAAUUUAGGAGGAGUGGUUGUCCUAGGAGAGACGAAGUUUACGUAUCUGGAUGAUGAGAGUAAAGCGAUCGUCGAGUAUGCGCUAGAUGAGGCUGUAUUAUGGGCUGCAUGGGAACCAAUAGACGACAGGAAUUAUCUGCUGGGAGAUGAUUAUGGAUUUCUAUACCUUUUCACAAUAUUAGUCGAUGGUGCUACAGUUACUGGAAUGAAGGUUCUAAAACUGGGGCAGGUAUCUAAGCCUACAUCUUUAGAGAACCUGGGCAAUGGGGUGUUCUAUGUUGCUUCGCAUGAAGCAGACAAUCAAGUCAUUCAAAUAGAUUUGGGGAGUCCGAAUUAUAGUGUUACGGUAUUACAGGUAUUACCUAAUAUUGCGCCCAUACUAGAUUUCACAAUCAUGGAUAUGGGUGGGAGAGAGGGUCAGACUCAAUUGAAUGAGUACUCUUCAGGCCAAGCUCGAUUAGUCACGGGUAGUGGAGGGUUUGAGGGAGGAAGUUUAAGAAGCGUUCGAAGUGGCGUUGGGCUUGAUGAUAUUGCAAUACUUGCCGAAAUGGAGGGUAUUCAUAAGGUUUUCGCAUUACAUUCUGGUCCAAGUCUGCCGAAUGAUACUCUUGUAGUGUCAUUUUCCACGGAAACUCGAUUCUUCAAGUUCGAUUCGCUAGGAGAUAUCGAAGAGGUGAAUACUAUCAGCAAUUUGUCGGCUGCCUCGGAAACAUUACUAACUUAUAAUCUCGAUAAUGGUUGUAUACUACAAGUCACCCAACAUGAGGUAGCAAUACAUGGCAAAUCCCCGGGGCAUCGAUGGCAACCUCCUGACGGACAAAUUAUUACAGCAGCUUCGGGGAACCAGAACUAUAUUCUACUUUCAUCUAAUGGACGUACACUAGUCACUCUGUCAAUCGAACAAAAUCUAGCCGAAGUUGCGUUUCAGGAGCUUGGGGAUGAUCAAGUAGCUUGCAUACAUGUACCUCAGUUAUUGGGAGAUAUAGGUGUUAUUGGUUUAUGGAAAUCAGGAUCAAUAUCUCUCCUUGAUCUAAAAACUCUCAAAACUAUAGUAUCCGAAGAUCUACGACGGAACGAUGGUGCUUCUAUACCGAGAGACAUUGCUCUUACUCAAAUUUUGCUUCCGGAACUUUCGGGUCCAACAUUAUUUGUGAGUAUGGAAGAUGGUAUUGUGUUGAGUUUCGACGUCGACAGUGAGAAUUGUUCACUUUCCGGACGGAAAAGUAUUGUGCUCGGUACACAACAGGCACGACUUCAAAUUCUGCCGCGAGAUAACACCACUUUCAAUGUCUUUGCAACUUGUGAGCAUCCUAGUUUGAUAUACGGUUCUGAGGGUAGGACUGUGUAUUCGGCUGUUACAGCUGAAGAUGCGAUCACAGUAUGCUCGUUCAACAGUCGAGCAUAUCCUGAUUCAGUAGUCGUGGCUACAACGAAUGAGCUCAAACUCUCAGCCAUCGACAAUGAACGGAGAACACAUGUCAGAACUUUACCGAUUGGUGAAACUGUCAGAAGAAUAGCAUACUCAGCCAAAGAGAGAGCAUUUGCUAUUGGAGCCAUCAAACGUGAAUUAACAAAAGGACAAGAAAUCGUCACUACUUCUUUUAGAUUGGUUGAUGAGGUCGUUUUCGGCGAACUAGGCGAGCCAUUUUACUUACCAGCCAAUGACGAAAUCAUCGAAAGUGUUAUACGAGCCGAGCUUCCAACAAAAUAUGGAGACGGUGAACUAGUCGAGCGCUUCCUAGUUGGUACCAGUUUUCUCCAUGAUGGCGAAGUAAAUAUUCGUGGUCGUCUUCUUAUCUUCGGUGUCAAUAGUGACAGAACUCCAUACAUAAUCGCUUCUCACACUCUUAAAGGCUCUUGCAGGUGUAUUGGUGUCCUUAAUGGUAAAAUCGUCGCGGCACUUAAUAAAACUGUUGUCAUGUACGAUUACGAAGAAACGUCCCGUACUACUGCCAAUCUUCGAAAAGUUGCUACCUAUCGCUGUGCGACUUGUCCAAUCGAUAUCGAUAUUAGAGGUAACAUAAUAGCCGUAGCCGAUAUCAUGAAAUCCGUUGCUCUCGUCGAAUAUACACCAGGCGUCGACGGCCUACCAGACAAACUCGAAGAAGUGGGUAGACAUGCACAACAAGUUUUCGCAACGAGUAUAGCCGAGGUAGACACAGAUACUUAUUUGGAAUCAGAUCAUGAUGGGAAUCUCAUUGUCUUAAAGAGGAAUCGCGAGGGAGUUACAAGGGAAGAUAAGCUUAGGCUUGAGGUUCUUUGUGAGAUGAAUUUGGGGGAGAUGGUAAAUAAGAUUAAAAGGAUUAAUGUAGAAACGUCAAAAGAUGCACUGCUAAUCCCUCGAGCCUUCGUCGCAACAACCGAAGGUUCCAUCUAUCUCUUCUCCCUCAUCCCCCCUCAAAAUCAAGACCUUCUAAUGCGUCUCCAAAGCCGUCUCGCAUCUCUCCCAGCCCGCUCUCUCACAGACUCUUCCUUCUCAGCUCCCAUCGAAUUCAGUCCCGGCAAUCUCGAUUUCGAUAAAUAUAGAUCGUAUGUCUCGGCCGUGAGGGAAACAAAUGAACCCUUUCGAUUUGUAGACGGGGAGUUGAUUGAACGGUUUUUGGAUUUGGACGGCGCGAUUCAAGAGAAUAUUUGUGACGGCUUGGGUGUUAGGGCGGAGGAUUUGAGGGGUGUGGUGGAGGGGCUAAGGAGGUUGUGUUAG
Molecule: messenger RNA, 3462 nt
Organism: Sclerotinia sclerotiorum 1980 UF-70
Lineage: Eukaryota; Fungi; Ascomycota; Leotiomycetes; Helotiales; Sclerotiniaceae
Exons: 3
Coding region: 1-3462 (1153 amino acids)
Biological process (GO): DNA repair; proteasome-mediated ubiquitin-dependent protein catabolic process
Cellular component (GO): nucleus; site of double-strand break
Molecular function (GO): nucleic acid binding; protein binding
Source: RefSeq, a predicted model, not a curated record